This is a messenger RNA of Heterostelium album PN500, 1746 nucleotides long. RefSeq lists its product as uncharacterized. The record is from RefSeq and is a predicted model, not a curated record. The coding region runs from base 1 to 1746 and encodes 581 amino acids. Gene Ontology annotation, biological process: regulation of transcription by RNA polymerase II. Gene Ontology annotation, cellular component: nucleus. Gene Ontology annotation, molecular function: transcription cis-regulatory region binding. NCBI's taxonomy places the organism in Eukaryota, Evosea, Eumycetozoa, Acytosteliales, Acytosteliaceae. The transcript is spliced from 6 exons.
AUGAUGGAGACUGGUCUUAGAAGGAGGCGGAUGGAUGGAAAAUUUGCAAAUUUGAUUUUAUUGCAGCAGUGGAUUAUAACACUAAAGUUUGAAAGGUUCAACAACAGUACAAUUAAAGUAAGGUGGACAGUAAUUAUUGAAAGUAAUAAUAAUUAUUAUCAUCAACAUCAAAAUAGCAUUCACCAACAUCAACAACUUCAACUUCAACAUCAACAACAAUAUCAACAUCAUCAAUUUCAACAACAACAACAACAACAACAAUCAAAAAUGAUGGUAUUAAGUGGAUCAACUGGUGGAACAGCAACUGGAAGUCCAAGUUUGAUUGGUGGUGGUAAACCAAGAAUCAGUACCCCGCCAUUUGUUGGUAUCGGAAGUGGCAGCUACAAUAACGAAGGCUCUGGAUUCAAAAUUUUCUCUAGUGCCGAUAGAAAUUCCAAUGGCUCCAACUCCUUUCAUAAAUCUACAUCCAGCUUGCCUUUCACAAGUACAAGUUUUUCCACUUAUGGCGGUAGUUCCGGUGGUAACCCUGUUGAUCGUUCACCAAGUUUCAGUAGCUCCUCUGGAAUCAGUCCUUACAUUUCCAGUAUCAAUAUCAAUAGUAACAACAACAAUGGUGGUGUUAUAAUUAGAGAUAGUAGUUACAGUAUUGGUGGUGGAUCAUUCAAUCUUAAUAAUAAUAGUAAUAGCAAUAGUAAUAAUAGUAAUCUUCUAAUUCAUUCACAUAGACAACCAUUACAACAUAAAGAAACACCUUCACUUUUAAUUUUCCAUGCACCUCUUUCACCAUUGGAUCAACAACAAACACAGCGACUUCACAAUCAAAUACAACAGCAACAACAACAACAGCAGCAGCAACAACAACAAAAGAAACAACCAAAUCCAUUCGACUCGAUUAAAUCAAUUUUCAAUGGACAAGAAUCAUCAGGCGAAUCUAACAAUAUUAAUAACAAUAAUAAUCAUAAUAAUAAUAAUAAUAACACCAAUCAUCCUUCAUAUCAAACCAAUACCCCCUCCACUAAAAAGCCAAUUAGCUUCAAUGGUGGUAGUGCCAACAAUAGUCCAGUCAUCAAAAGUCAGAAUAUUAAAUCAGGAUCUGACCAGUCCAAAGCCCAAUGUAAAACACCCGAUUGUAUUGUGUGUGAAAGAGGUCCACCACCCUCCUUUGAGAAAGGUACACCGAUUUGGUCUCAAAUUCUACAUGUCGUACUAUACGCUCUAACGGAAUCCUCCAAGAUGAGCUCACAAUUCUCUCAACUGAAUCGUCCAAACCGUUCAGAGAUGCCAAACGGUAAAAAGUACUUUCAUCUUCGUGAUGAUAUUUAUGAGUUUAUCAAUGUACAUUGGGAUGUCAUAUGUAGACGUGAAAGAAUUCCACAUUGGAAACAUACAAUUGGUAUGACAUUAUCACAUUAUCAAAAUCUUUUUAAAAAUGGAUAUCAAAUCUUCCAUAAUACAGGAUAUUGGUGUUUGAAAGAUGAGAAUUCCAAUCCAUAUGAUGUCGAUGAAAGUGAUGUCAAAAAGAGAAAAGUUACAAAGAACGAUAUUUCCGCUGCCGCAUUUCUAAAGAAACAAUUACAACAACAACAACAACAAGCUCAACAGCAACAGCAGCAACAACUAAAACAACAACAACAAGAACAACCUAUUCACCAACCCCUUUCCAUUUCACUUCAGUCCAUUCCAUCUCAGCUUUCUGAAGUGGCAUUUCAACAACAACAAUACAUAAGUACUAAUGUAAAUUAUUAA